AUGAGCUCGCCCAGCCCGCGUCCGCCGCAGCACGGCCGCCGGCCGUCGCUGAUCCAGCAAGAGGACGGCCUCUAUCAUUCCACCCUGCCCACGCGCACCGGCAUCCUCACCUCGAUGAUGCGUUCGCGCUCGCAGCAGAGCCUCCAUUCGACCUGGCGCAAUACUUAUGCCUCUGACGAUGAGGAGCCCGUCCGGGGGCGCUCCCGCGGCCACCCGCCCGAGGACGACGAGCUCGAGCGCCUCCUCCACGACGAGAACCGUCUCAGCCAGAUUCUUCACGGACCGCAGAACCGCAGCAUGAACCUCAUUGGCAAGAGCAACCCGAGAUAUCGCUGGAAGUCGUACUGGAAGUCUGAGGAGGAGCUGCAGGGCAUGUCAAGCAAGCUAACGAUGCAACACUACCAUUUUCCCCAUGCUACUCCCUCCCUUGAUCCUUGUCUAGCUGACCCUGUGCCCGGCAGCCGCGAAUACUAUGAGCGCACGAAUGAUCUCGUUCAGCAGUACAUGUACAUUGACUGCCUGCUCGAUUCCACCAUCCCCCACGAGCUGCUCAACGAGUACAAUGCCGAGCUAGAGGCCUCAGCCUUUCGCGCCGUCGACAUCCCCAACACCAUCUCUGAGGAGCCCGACUCAUCGUCGCUGUCCGGGUCUACUACGGAACGCUUCAAUGGCGGCGCCUCGUACGGCUCAACAAACACGCUGCCUCCGCUGCCAUCCUCGGAGAGCGCAAACAAGACCCCGCCGCUGCCCGCCAAGCGCACGCCCAGGGACAUUUUUCGCUCCUCCGAGAAUCUGACCAUGCUUCCGCAGAAUCAGGCCGCCGAAGACGAGGAAGAGGUGCACCGCCAUCGUGCCGAUGAGAGGCGUCCUCUGCUGCAGGCCGACACCAAAGAUCUUGAAAAUGGCCCCCGGCCUCUGCUCCCAUGGCUCGAAGACAGCGAGCUCGACAGCAAUGACCCUGUCGUCACCCUUGCAAUCUACGUCAAUCUCCUUGCCAAUCUUGUGCUGCUCGUAGGUAAAAUCAUUGUCAUCAUCUCGGUCCCGUCCAUGUCCGUUCUGGCCUCACUUGUGGAUGCCGUUCUCGACUUUUUGAGCACCGCUAUUGUCUGGACCACCACCCGCCUUAUUGCCUCUAGCGCAAGCGACCAUCAUCGAUAUCCCGUCGGACGUACUCGCCUUGAGCCUCUGGGAGUUCUAGUCUUUUCCGUCAUCAUGGUCACGUCUUUCUGCCAAGUCGCUCUACAAUGUAUCCAGCGUCUCAUGGGCACUGAGCACGAACUGAUUGAGCUCGGAGUGCCGGCCAUUGCCAUCAUGGCCGGCACUGUCAUCAUCAAGGGUGCCUGCUGGGUAUGGUGCCGAAUGGUCAAAAACUCUAGCGUCAGAGCCCUUGCCGAAGAUGCCAAGACGGAUGUCAUUUUCAACGUCGGAUCUAUUCUGUUCCCCAUCGUCGGCUUCUACGGCAAGAUCUGGUGGCUUGACGCCACCGGCGGCUUGCUGCUAUCUCUUGUCGUCGUCUUCACCUGGAGCCACAACGCCGCCGUCCACGUCCGCAACCUGACGGGUUUCGGCGCCGAGCCCGACGAGCGUAACCUGCUUCUUUACCUCACCAUGCGCUUCGCCACCGCCAUCCGCAAGAUUCAGAACCUGCGCGCCUACCACGCUGGCGACAAGCUCUUUGUCGAGGUCGACAUUGUCCUCUCCGCCAUCACCCCGCUCAAGGACUCGCACGAUCUCAGCGAGGUUUUGACCUAUUUCCUUGAGUCGGUACCCAUUGUCGACCGUGCUUUCGUGCAUGUUGACUAUACGAGCUACAAUGCGCCCACUCACAUGCUCAAGCAGUCUUCGUCGUGA
Beauveria bassiana ARSEF 2860 is the source of this 1851-nucleotide messenger RNA. RefSeq names its product cation efflux family protein. NCBI's taxonomy places the organism in Eukaryota, Fungi, Ascomycota, Sordariomycetes, Hypocreales, Cordycipitaceae. Gene Ontology annotation, cellular component: membrane. Gene Ontology annotation, biological process: monoatomic cation transport; transmembrane transport. Gene Ontology annotation, molecular function: monoatomic cation transmembrane transporter activity. The coding region runs from base 1 to 1851 and encodes 616 amino acids. The transcript is spliced from 5 exons. The record is from RefSeq and is a predicted model, not a curated record.